Eriocheir sinensis (Chinese mitten crab) is the source of this 8763-nucleotide messenger RNA. RefSeq lists its product as uncharacterized. Bases 499 to 3393 code for a protein of 964 amino acids. The record is from RefSeq and is a predicted model, not a curated record. Lineage: Eukaryota; Metazoa; Arthropoda; Malacostraca; Decapoda; Varunidae. The transcript is spliced from 5 exons.
GGAAGAAGAAGGAGGAGGAGGAGGAGGAAGGAAAAGAAAGAAGGAAGCUAGGAAGAAUAGGAGGAAAUAAGAAGAGAAAGAAGAAAGAAGAGGAAGAAGAAAGAAAAAGAAAGAAGGAAGGAAAAAGAAGGGGGGAGAAAAAAGAAGAAAGAUAAGAAGGAAGAAGAAAAAAGAAAGCAGAGGAAGAUAAAAAAAAAGAAGGAUUGACUGAUAGUUCAUAUUUGCAGGGAAACAACAAAGGAGAAGGGAGAAAGAAUGAAGAAGAAGGAAGAAAAAAAGAAGGAGAAAGAAGGAAGAGAAAGGAAGAAGAAAGAAUUAAGAAGGAAGAGGAAGAAGAAGAAGAGGACCCGUCACCCCUGCCACCCCACGCAUGCGCAGACGCGAGCAUCAGCCGCGGCCGCAGGUUUGAACACGGAGAGACGGAGCCGCCGCGCCCUUGGAGAUUUGACCGUGUGCUAGACCUGAACCCUGCCCGUGACGUGUGGUGGCCAUGCCAAGAUGAAGACCAGGAGCAGCCGUGCCGAAAGUGCAUCAAAAGGUCAAGGAAGGUUCUUCAGAAAGUUUUGGAAAUCACCUGGUCAGAAUGGACAUGAAGGGAGUCAGCCUGCUCAGCAGUGUAACAGCCAAGCUGUACUCUCAGACUGCCAGUCACCAGUGUCAUCAAAGAAGCUUCAGUCACAUGCAAAUUCACAAAUAGAAAAUCUCAAAGAGAAUUGUAUUAGCUUGAAUGAUACUAUGUCACCUAUCAUUGGAAACAGAAGACGAGCUUUGGGACCAAGAAAUGUCUGCAGGAACUUAAGUUCUGUAACUCAAGGAUUUCAAAAAGAAAAGAUUGCUCCUCCCAAGAUAGGUGAUAAUAACCAAAAAGGCAAGGUAUCUCCUUUACAAGAAAAUGUGAAUGCAAACACAUCAAAGAAAGACAGAGGAAUGGCAGAUGUCAAAAAGCAAACUGCAACAAAAGAGAAGAAUGUGGUCCCUGGUAAGGAAAAUGUUUUUGCUGCAACUCAGACUUCUUUAAGGCAGUCAAAAAGAAUCAAGGUGGCCAAGAGAAACAAAGAUGCACAAAAUGCACCAAAGAAAGACCAAAGAGAUACAUCUACCAGGGGACAAACUGAGACUAAGUUACUGUCUGAAGCAAACAGCCUCCCAAAGGAAAGAACAGUGAAAGGAGCUGGCAGAAAGGAGCUAGGUCCUCAAACAAAACCACAAGGAGCCACCAUUACAAAAAGUCUGAAGAAUAAAACUGCACUAGUACAAACAAGCAACAUCACAAGAUCUCUGAAUAAAGAGAAUAUUAAAAGUCCCCAUGUCAAAGCCUCUGUUUCUGCAGAACAGGAUGCAGAUACUUGUAAAAAGGAACUAGGUUUUCAAACGAGACCUCAGAAAGCAACCACUGGGAAAAAUCUCAAGAAUAAAGCACCAGCAGUACGAGCAAGUGACAUCACAUCUGGGGGCAAGCGGAGCCUGAUUAGCACCUGUGACCAAGUGCAUGUGGCUGCUGAACAGUCUUCCAGCAGUGAAAAUAAAGAAAGUCACAAAACAGGUAAAGAUACCACUGUUUUAACUAGGAGAACAUCUAAGAGAACAACUCCAAGGUCAUUGGGUAAGGAGGAUAAUGUUGACAAAGGUGAUGACACUCCAAAAACAAUUGAUGCACAGCGAAGAGUUAAGACUAAGACACCUGCAGAGGAAGAAUCAAAUGUAAAAGAAUUAUCCCCCAGUUUGGAAUCUAAAGGAAAGGCUCAAACAAAGUCCAAACAACCAGUCUGGGCUUCAGUUAGAGGCAUCAAAAUAACCCCUGGGAAGAGGAAGUCUUUCAGACUCGGCAAGGAUGCCUAUGAGUUUUCUGGUAGCCCAAGUAAAGAGCAUAAAGAAGUCAAAAAGAGUAAAAAGAAAACAAGAAAACCGAUAAAGAAGAUGAAACCACGUACAAAGUUGACUCUCCUUACAACAGAUCCCUCUUGGCAAGGUGCUGCUUCCAAGGGCAUGCUAUUCCUUGGUACCUCAUUGUCCCGCUCCACCAGUAAAGCCACUGCUUCCAUGGGGUGCUUGGAGGACUCAGUGGAUGAUAUGGGGGAGGGAACAUCCAUACCUAGUAUCCUGUCAAGUAUUAGGGAUGAGGAUGCUACAGAUGAUUUUUCCUCUGAAGCUGACUUUGAUGGAUUUGAAGAGGAGACCAGAAGUUCAUUUAUCAUUCCCAGCAAAUCUAAUAACAAGUUAAUUCAUGUUGGUUCCACCAGUGUGCUGCCUACUCCAGCUGCAUCUAACUAUAAAUCCAACUUUGCAGGAAAUUCAUCUACUCCAAGAAUGGAAAAUGCUCUUCGAACAGAGGCGCCUGAGUCUGUGUCAGUUCCCAUGACUUCAGCCAAUGUUUUACCUACUCCAGUGGUAUCUAAACAUAUUACAAAAUUUAUAGGAGGCUCAUCUACUCCAAGAGUGGAAAACACUGUGGAAUCAGCACUAAAUCAAGAAGCAGAAACAGGAAAUGACAGCCUAGCCCAGUGCUUUGGUUUUACUGAUGAACCAGAGGAAGAAAGUGAUCUCAACAUAUCUCCUGUCCAACAGUCCAGACUGCGCCACACACUGGAAAUCACAGGCACCUCAGAUGUAAUGGACGGGGAUUUACAUCCAGCCACUUUGCCAUCCAGGUUCUCUUGGAGCUCACUUCGCCCAGGUAACCGAACCAGAACAUCCUUCACAAGCCGAUCCUCAAGCGUGGUGGCUCAGGGCCGAUCAGUGUCCCUCAUGACAGACACUUCAUCUCGCACUUCACAGCCCACACUAUCUUCAUUCUUAGUACCGACUGUGGAAAAACAGCAUCUAAGACCACAAAGGAAAAAAUUAGAUCAUUCACAUAGAGACAAGGGCAGUGUGAGUAUAGGAACAGAGCCUGGAAAGAGAUACAAGGAAACUGAUGUGUCUAUGUUAUUUGAUGAAAAUGAAGUGAUAGAGGGAGAGACUUCUGGAGGAAAGGAGGUGAGCGAAGCCUCUCAGCCAGGCAGCACACAAUCACCACUUAACCCAGCAGCAGAGGGUACUGCUAACUCCCCUGAAAAAAGCUUCCAAAAGGCACCAAGAAAGUCAUAUGACCGAAGAUCAUUGCUGAAUGCUAAGAGGAAGUUUAUUGAGAUGCAUGCAGGUUAUGCUGGUUCAGACUCCAAUUCUGAGGAAGAGGAACCCAAAGCCAAAACUCACAAAAAAACAAAGAAGGCAUCCAAAAAGUCUAAAAAGCCAGUAAAAGAGACAGAGAAGAACUCCAAGAAAGUAUCCAGCACCACAUCAAAAAAGAAGAAAGCUGCUGCUGCUGCUAAUGAUCCACUGAUGAACGAGUGGGUCUCUCGCCUCAACAAUCACUUCAGCGAGGUGGAAGAGAGCAUAUUGGUGGUGGAGUGAAGCAGCAGAACACACCACCAUCGGAAACUGAUUCAGACACCCACCUCUCCCACCUAAAGAUUUAUAUAUAUCUUCAAUGAAGUGAAACAUUUAUAUGAAUGAAGUAUAUCAGUGUUACUUUUCUUGAUAUUAAAUAUUGUACAGUUCAUUGAUUUUUUAGUUAUAUCAUAUUCAAGUACACUUUUUCAGCUUUCGCUAGGAAAAUUUUCUUCCUUAAUAUUAUUUAUUUCUCAUUGUUUUGCAGGCUAAAGUUAUAUUGCACAAUAAUUGUAGAAAAUUAUUUCAUUACUUAAGCCAAAAAUAUGCACAUACAUAACCACCACUUAACUUUACAAACCUUUGAAAGCAUGACCCUGUCAAGGGCUCAAGGCAUCUUGCAGCUAAUAUUUCUUCACGUGUGUUGUACAGUGGGGCCCUGCGACUAGCAGUUUUCUAAGUAGUGAUUUAAAGUCAAGUGAUAAGAUAGAUACAGUCCUGAGUUUCAUAACUACCGAUCAAAGCUGCAAAAAUAUUCUGAUUGUGUGGGAGGAAUGAGUGGGCAAGUUGCGUCAAGACAGCCCUAGAAGUCGUUGCAUGGGGAGUUAUACAGGAAGGGUUGGCUCCAGCAUCCUGUGUUCAGUUGACCCAUUAGCCUCACACUGUUGUGUAUCAUUACACAAUGGAGCUAUCAAGUUUUGGCAAGAUGGUGCUGUUAGCACUGAGUCAUAUUGCAGGCAGGGUGUCAGUUUGUAAACAAAGCAGAUGACGGAGCUGUGAGUGUGGCCUGUGUCACCGCUUCUGCAUCUUUUUAUCAUCAUCAUCAUCAUCAUUUUCAUCUGUUUAACUCAGUCUCCAAUGCUCAAUGCUGCCAUCCCAACAACUCUCCUCAAUGCUCCACCAUCCCCUCUCCUCUUCAUGUGCCCAAACCACCUCAAUUUCUGUACUCUCAGCACUGUACCUAGCUCCUUCAAUGCACAUUUUGCCAUCUCCUCACUGUACACCCCAUCUCUCCAUGUGAUCCCAGCCAUAUACUUUAACCUACUCUGAUCACACCCAACAAACACAUCCUCAAACUUCUUUAUUAAAGCCCAUGUCUCAGAGCCAUAUAGCAAUACUGAUCUGAUACAAGCUUCAAAUACUUUUCCUCAACUUUUUAGUGGAAUACAUUUAUUUGUCAGCAGCCCUGUUAUUUCUCUCCUUUCUUUCAUGUUUAUGCUACCUGUAUUCUUAAUGCUCUACCUUUGCUAUCUAACAUCGCCAAGAUAGCAAAACUGUUUCACUUCUAUUACACCACCGUCCAUUUCCAUAAUUUCUGCCUUUUUUUCUUCUAGCGGUUCCCCUCCAACGAUUCUUCUUACACAUGCUGGACAGCAGAAAUCUACCACUAUUCAAGUUUGUUUGUCCCUAACAUCUUUUAUGGCAUCACUACAUCUUACCUUCUACAAAUACUUCAUUCAACUAUGAUUGCUGUUUCCAGUAUAGGGUUGCCUAUAGGAGCUGCUUAGGGAAUAUAGUGAGGGAGUUGUUUUGUGGGAUUUGUUGCACUCACCUGAUCAGCUGUUCCGUUUGGCUCAUCCCCCCAUCCACGGGUCAAUUGAACACAGGUGUGUGAUGUUACCUGUUGCCCCGCUCAGCCCUGUUAACCCUGAGGACCUUACUGGGUUUUAUUUUCAUGAACUGCUGCAAUAUGAGAAGAGUGACAUGCUGGGGAGGCUGCUGCUUUCUGGCUGCGCAGGAGUGUGGCGGCAGUGCUGGCCCUCAGAUGAUGCACUCCCAUCUCCUGAUAUAUCUUUUCAAUAGAGAGCACAUUCAAAGUUUAUUUAAUGGGUAUUUUUGUUACCUUUCCCUACUAGUAGUUAUGUUUAUUUAUGUAUGUAAAUUUAGUUGAUUAAAGCAGGUGAAAUAGGGCAAAAGAAGUCAUCUGAAAAGUUCUAGUUUAUUUUUAUUUUUUGCUAUUUAAAGUUUGCCCUAAACUAGCGGUCUCAGAACCAGCAAUGCUUUUUCAGUCUCUUAUUAUUGCUAGACAUUGGGCACCACUGUAGCAUCAUUAUUCAUAGUAGGAUCUGAAUUUUAGCAAUAAAAACAUUCAAAUUGGCUUCAUUCAUAGUAACGUCUGAUCAUUAUAGCAUACCUGACUGUACUUACGUUCACAUCAAAGAGUUGAAAUGCCAUAUAUUUGGCCUUCUAUAAUGGGAACCUAUAGGUACUCAACUUUGAUUUGGUUUAAAGUUGUUUGCCUAAUUACUUUUUGUUUUUAGAUGUAAUUUCUAAUUCUUAAUAUUCAGAUAUAGAUUGAUGUACAAUAUUGUCUUGCUUCAUUUACAAUAUUAAAUGACAUGAAGAUUCAGUGUUAGUUGGAAAUGACUUAAGUGCACCCAUUAUGUUGGAGCAGGGGUUCUUAACCUUUUGAUGAUCCCAGACCAACAUUGGAUUACUCAGUAUGGUCACAUACCCCCUUUGCUUGACUGCUGAAAUCAUCAUCACCAGUCCUAUUUAAUAUAUAAUGAUAUUCAGAGAUUGAGUCCCAUACCACCAGCAUUUGGUUCUCAUACCCCCAAGGGGUAUGGAUAACCCCAGUUAAGAACACCUGCCUUAGACUUUAGUAUUGGUUUGGAGUAAUUUGAAUACCUAUUAUUUCUUGAACACAGGCAACUUAUCACACUAAUAGAAUAUAUGAAUUAGUGUUUGUCUUGUGAACUCUGUCCCUUACCACCUUUAACCCUUAAACGACGGGUAUUGUUUCCACUGAAUGGUCCCUGGAUAGGGGUAAAAACAGCUGAUAUUUUUUUGUUGUUUAUUCAUAUUGAAUGAAGAGUUUUAACUCCCUCAACACAAUGGUGAAAUCCAAAUUGCGAUAUGUUGUGUUAUAGUCACGAUAGCAAAUGUAAAAUAUAGCCAGGGUGUGAACUGCCGGCAUGAGACAGUGCUCCGGGCAGCUUGGAGGGGCCUCCACCAAGGAUGCUCAACAUGUCAACACAGGCUGGCCAUGGUGGCAGCAUGCUUCACACUUCCCCUCAUAAUUGAAUAUCAAUAAUAUGAAUUGCUUGUUACACUGAAAUAAUUAGACAACAUCUACUUUACUCCCUUACUUCUAGUCCUCCUUAGAGCUGGCUGUUACGGGGCAACACACACCAUAUACACGUAGCCUGAUAUGGUGGAAGCAUUUGCUGGGCUAGAGUGCAGUUUAGAUAGUGAAGUAAUAUCAUCACUCUCACUACUGCAUCACUGGUCACAAUCUAUUCAUCACUUAUCAUUGUACUCAGAAUAAUCUUGACUUUCUAUCCCGUCCUAUCCUCCUGAUGCGUCACUGUGUUUCCCUGUGUGUUCUUAUAUUAGGGUUCCAGGGCUACUCAGUGAGGACUAAUGUUCAUAUUUAAAAUCCACGAGGGUCAGAUAUGCUGGCUGACAACUCAGCAAGUCACAGAACCUGCCAAAUUUGAUCUAAACAUUCAAAUUAAUGGCGCGAAAGAGUCUGAUUAAAUAAAUGAUGGCUGUCUGUGUGGACUGCGCUGGGUUUGAUUAGAUAAAUGAUGUCCGUUGUUUAAGGGUUAAUUAAAACAACUUUUUCAAAUGCUUUUUCAUAGUUAAUGCUAUUUUUAUUUGCAUGUUACUAGAUAACAGUAUUUGAUUCCUUUAUGGAAAAUAUUAAUGAUGUAUGCAUUGUUUGAAGUAAGUUUGGCCGGAAAAAAAUAAGGUUUAUGGUGUUUGUAUGAUCAUUAUUUGUGCAGAGGCGAACAAAACGGUGGAAUGAAUAGUUCAUCUAACAGUGAACCUAAAUGCUGCAUAUGAGCCCUGAAAAUGUCAUUUGUUUUCAUAUUCUAUUUUGUUUUAUUAGAAGUGGCAAUACUGAUUUUCAACUGGCAGUUAUUUUUCACAAGUCUGUUUAUAUAUUGUAAUGGCAUUAUGUGGCAUAGCAGUUAGUCCUGCAGCAGCACCUGGAUGACAGGUCAGUCCUGCAGACUUUCAUUGUGAAAUUCGAAGGUCUGAUCAUGUAACCAAGAUCGUCCAUGGAUAUGUAAAUAGAAAUCAUCUUUUUUCUGUAAAAAUAUCAGAAUUUUCAUUUAGAGUAAGUGAAAAAUAUAUCUAUGCAAUAUAAUUCCUUUGGUUAAUAGUUGUAUGAAUUUAUGAAGAAUUUGUGUAAGGAUCAUAGGAAUAACUAGUAAGUGAACACUAUAUUUAGUGUUAGGCUUAAAAUUCUUUACAUUAUGAAGGUCAAUUUUUGUAUUGUGUAAUGUGAGGUUAAUAUGAUGGUGUUGGUAUUGGAUAUGUUUUAGUUAUAUUGUAUGCUUCAAGUGGAAGCUACACUGCGGACAACUUUAUAUUUUCUUAAUAUAUCUCGAUUUAACUUGCAGAUCUCCAGUUAUUUUCUUAUUUAUUUUUAAUUUUUAAUUUUUUUUUAUUUUUAUUUUUUUUUUACGUCGCGACCUAUAGCGCCGGUAGGCUUUUUCCUGGUGGGGCCUGAUGGUCGGCCCAAGGCUUCUUCCCGGUGGGUCCUGAUGGUCGGCCCAGCCCGUUCUGGCGCAGACGAGUGUUUAUAGUGGCGCCAUCUUGCAUUGGCUCAUGCUGCCCUCCUGGAGCUCAUCUUUAAUCCUAGAAUCUAGAGUCUGGGUUGAUAGGUGGUCUUCUGGACAGCAUGUGGGUAGUUUUAAGCCACUCGGCGGCGGCUGAAAAAUCCCAGCUUGGUGGCACCGGGCAGGGAUUGAACUUGCGUCCUCCUGAACGCGGUGGUGUUACUCUGUCGAUUCAGCCACCGCCUCCCCCUAUAUGAAGAAUAAAUACUACAGUAAGGUAUGUUUAGACAUAAUCAAGAAUUUGUAAUGCAUCUGAAAUUGUGUUCUUAAUGUUUUUUCUUCACAUCGUUUACUUCUGUAAGCCAAUUCUGUAUGAAUUUGUUGAAACUGGUACACUAAGGUUUAAGAAUGCUCCCAGGUGUGUCUGUUCCAAUUGCAAAUAAUGUUAAGACUUGGUGUGGAAAGAUGAAUUCAGUUUGUAUACUGAAAGUUCAGUGUUGAAGUAACCCUUUGCUUAGCCUGAGUUUGUUAUAUUGGGAUAGGCAGUGUGUGUGUGUGUGUGUGAAUGACUGAGUGAGAGAGAGCACUUGUGUGUACAAAUAAGAAAAAUAGGAUGGUGUUGUGACCCAUUUCAGUGUGUGUAUUUUUCCCAUUCUAAACUGUACCUCUUUCUGGCUCUUCAAUCUGUGGCCACCCAGCACCCUGUUUAGUGUAUGGAAGGAGAUAUUGUAUGCAGCAUUUUUCUUAAAUCUUACUUACCUGUUUCUGGUUUUCAUGCAUAUGUGUAGUAUGAAUAUUUUUUCGUCACAUUUUUGACAUCUCAAGACUAAUGAGUUCAGUACCUGGAUAUUUUAUGUUUUAUAAUAAAUAUUUAACAUUC